UCUAGCAGAGCACAUCAAUGAAAAUUGUAUAAUAAUUCAACAUACAGCUGGCAUCUGCUUAGAAGGGGCUGGGGAUCCAAAACCAGCUAAACAACAGGUAUCCUUCUAGCAGAAAGCUAAGGCAGUAAACAGGCUUUGAGACGUCUAGAUGUGGUGUUGUGUUCUUCUGUUUGCCAUGGCGUGGGCCAUUUGGUGGCUGCUAAGGGACAGACAGACAAUCUCCGGACUUUCAGACAAGCAUGUGUUCAUCACUGGCUGUGACACAGGAUUUGGGAACCUGCUAGCUAAACGACUGAGCAGAAAGGGUUUCCAGGUCUUGGCAGGAUGCCUCACACAGUCAGGUGCAGACGACCUGCAGAAAGCUUGUCCUUUGGGUCUGAAAACCACCUUAGUAGAUGUUACCAGCCAAGACAGCAUCGCUAAGGCAGUAGAAUGGGUGAAGACAGAGGUGGGAGACAGAGGUUUAUAUGGGUUGGUUAAUAAUGCUGGCAUAGCUAAUCCCAUUGGACCCACCGAGUGGAUGACUGUACAAGACUAUCGGAAAGUGAUGGAGGUCAACACAUUUGGGACAAUUGCAGUGACACUGGCAUUUUUACCACUGCUAAAGAAGGCCCAAGGACGCAUUGUGAAUAUGGCCAGCAUUCUUGGGAGACUCUCAGCAAAUGGGGGCGGGUACUGUGUCUCAAAAUUUGCAGUGGAAGCAUUCUCUGACAGUCUAAGACGUGACAUCCAGCACUUUGGCGUUAAGGUCUGUAUCAUAGAGCCAGGAUUCUUUAAGACAGCAGUAACAGAUCUGGACUCCAUUGAGAGAUCGCUGCAGAAACUUUGGGAUCAAAUGCCACCAGAGACUAAGAGGAGCUAUGGGGAAACCUACUUCCAGCAGUAUUUGAAAGUGCAAAGAAUCAUCAUGAACUUCAUCUGUGACCCCGACAUCUCCAAAGUGCCAAAAUGCAUAGAACAUGCCUUACAAGCCAGAUACCCUCGCACAAGAUACAGCCCGGGCUGGGAUGCCAAGUUUGUGUGGUUACCUGCCUCUUACAUGCCUGCCUUUAUUGUGGAUGCUGCUUUGGCAUUUGUGCUUCCCAAGCCAGAGCAGAGAGUCUGUUAGCAAACAAUUGGAAACCUUCUAGAUCAUGGCUUUAGAAAAGCUGAAGUAUCCUCCUGUAUUUAAAGUGUAUUGCCGCCACAUGUUGUUUGUUUAAGUUUGUUGCAAGUCCAGCUAUUACAUCAGAGAAGGCCUGGUGCAGAUAACCUGCCUGGGCUGAACUGACCAUUCAGUAUCUGUGCCACAAAAUCAAACUUUCUGUUUAUUACUUUUUUGGCCUUAAAUUUACCAACAUCUUCUUUAUCAGUAACAAUGGAGACAGAAUUCAUUAAAGUUUAGCUACUUGCACCAGGAAACACCUGUAAUUACAAUGAAGCAAAUUCAGGAAGUUGUGAGGUUUUUUCUUAGGACAGAAUGUCAUUCAUGCUGGUUUUCACUCACAAUGUUGCGUAGUUUGGGUUGUUUUCUGACUUUUUACAAAAAUGCCAUCCAACAUUUUGAAGUUGGACAUAAUUGUGCAACUGCACAUACUGAUGGAAAUCAAUAUUAAUGUAACCCUUAACAUAGUGAACAUAUUAACUCUGUAGUCUACUUCACAAUGCACAGCAUGUCUAGCCCUCUUACACCAGCGCAGAACAUUCACUGCCAACUCCACAGCAGGCCUAGAGCCCGCACAU
Bombina bombina (fire-bellied toad) is the source of this 1722-nucleotide messenger RNA. RefSeq names its product retinol dehydrogenase 5 (gene RDH5). The transcript has 5 exons. The coding region runs from base 149 to 1108 and encodes 319 amino acids. Lineage: Eukaryota; Metazoa; Chordata; Amphibia; Anura; Bombinatoridae. The record is from RefSeq and is a predicted model, not a curated record. Gene Ontology annotation, molecular function: oxidoreductase activity.